Messenger RNA from Pocillopora damicornis (cauliflower coral), 1515 nucleotides. Its product is annotated as putative G protein-coupled receptor 19. Gene Ontology annotation, biological process: G protein-coupled receptor signaling pathway. Lineage: Eukaryota; Metazoa; Cnidaria; Anthozoa; Scleractinia; Pocilloporidae. Gene Ontology annotation, cellular component: membrane. Gene Ontology annotation, molecular function: G protein-coupled receptor activity. The record is from RefSeq and is a predicted model, not a curated record.
UUUAGUUCCGACAGCAACAGAUUUGAACUAAAGGGGCGCGGAUGCCGAGAAAGAUUGACAAGGCAUAAUUCACCAGUGCUAUCACACGCGGAUCUUAAGUCCCAAAUAUGGGCAGACGGCUAACGUGAAACCGCUAACUGCAAACCGCGGUUUAGCGUUUGCGAGCAUGGCUGCAUGAUAUAUCAAAUCUCCGGGGAACCAUAUAGUAUAACAAAACAAGCAACAACUGCAAGCCAGGGCAGCACGAAACAGUGAAAUAUUGCGCUUCUAGUGGCAAGUGAAACACCCAGAUGUUGAGAUUAAAACUGAACUCUACCAGCGAAGAUUCCUCGUCGAUUCCUUUGACAAGCGAAUACCCAUUAGCUGUGAGAAGUUUUGAAGAAGUGAUCUUUGAAAUUAUCAUUGGUUGUGUUUUGUGUCUGCUUGGCGUAACAGGGAACGGCUUAGUUUGUUAUGUCAUACACCGGAGCCGCUACACAAAAUCUUCGAUGUAUUUCUUCAUGGCACAGCUUGCUGUUGCAGACAUCCUUGUCUCAUCGAUCUCAAUACCUCUGACUUUGGUCUCUACGUAUCCGAGACCGCUUCUUCUGCUUCAAGGCGAUAUUCCCUGCAAAAUGGUCCGUUUCCUGCAGUACCUUCUUCCGCCUGCAUCUGUAAACAUCCUAACUGCCACUGCAGUCGAUAGAUUCCUCCUUAUUUGUUACCCGCUGAAGUUUUUGUACCGAACGAAAGUCAAAUUCCUCGCAAUUUUCUGCUGGGUGUCCGCUGUAAUUACUGCAAUGCCAGUGCUGUAUCUGGUAAAUUCUCGUCCCGUUACGCUGAACAAUGAGGUUUACAAGUUCUGUGCCAUAAAGGAAACAUCCUCAUUUCCCAAACUUGGUUCAACUUAUUUAACAGUUCGAGGAAUUUUGGCAUUUCUUUUUCCUCUUUUGAUAAUCGUACUACUUUAUUACAACAUUUUAAAAACAGUAUGGAGGAAAAACACCAUCAAGAGCCGAAAGCGACGAAAUGUGAUCAAGAGUUUGGGUUUGGUUGUUUGCGCGUUCUUUGUGAGUUGGGCUCCAUUUUCAGUCAUAUCAAAAUAUUCGAUCCUCGUAGAAAAGCGAUACGACACAAUUUCCAGAGCUGAAUUAAUAACAUUUUGGAUUGGUCUGUCAGCAUCUGCGUACAACCCUGUUAUCUACGCAUUUUACAACAAAAAUUUUCGAGACGCUUUUCGCGACGUUUUUCUUCGUAGAAAAGAGAGGAGAAGAACUCCAGUUACCUUUAACCCUAAUGUAAAAGCUAUGAAAGAAGUUGUGGAAGGUACUAUUCCUGACUUGAAAUCUGGUGCACCUAUAUUGCUUAAACACGCAAAGGUUGCUUAAUAAUUUCAAAAAAAUUCGAAACCAAUGAAAAGCUUAAGUUUAUUUCCUUUCUGAGAAGUACAACUCACGUUUGAAAAGUUGAGAUUUUUAGGGUAUACAGCUAGGGACACAGGAAAGUUUAAAUAAAAGUCGGUGAAAAUUUGCCAUG